Colletes gigas is the source of this 1135-nucleotide messenger RNA. Its product is annotated as STAGA complex 65 subunit gamma-like. The transcript is spliced from 7 exons. Gene Ontology annotation, molecular function: transcription coactivator activity; protein heterodimerization activity. Gene Ontology annotation, cellular component: SAGA complex. The record is from RefSeq and is a predicted model, not a curated record. Bases 139 to 1104 code for a protein of 321 amino acids. NCBI's taxonomy places the organism in Eukaryota, Metazoa, Arthropoda, Insecta, Hymenoptera, Colletidae.
ACUCUAGUAAACUAUAAAAAUAAGCUUUCAUAUGAAAACUACUUUUAUUACAAUUUUGAAAUGUACAUUACAUUAUGUGUGAUUUAGGAGUUAAGAUUAUUGUUAUUUUUGCUAUAUAACUGUGUUAUAGUUUUUAUUAUGAAGUCUACUAAAAACAUUGGGACUGGUUUAUUAUGGGGAGAAUUACCAGCAAGAGAAACUCUCAAGCCAGAAGUCAUAACUCCAGAUAUCAUAGAAAAUGUUUGGAGACAAGUUAUGGAAGACUCGAAUAAUGUAGAUUGUGAUUUUCAAAUUGAUAGGCAACCUGAAUAUAUACAGCUACCUGUGGGAAAUCUUCAUGUGUUGAAUACUAUAAACUUUCAUCAACAGUUACGGAUGAUGGAGGAAGGAAUGGUAUUGGGAAACAUGACUACAAUCGAGGAACAAGACUUACAAGAUGUGAAAGAGACACAAAAUUCGUUUCAUUUUUUGCCUGUACAGAAAGAAAGAACUGCCUUCAAAGAUUCUUCUACAGUGCAUUAUCUCACACCAGAAACAGCACGUUCCAUAUUGAGGCAUGCAGUGAUUAUUCUCUUAGCUCACAGUGGAUAUGAAGAGUCAUCGGAUAUAGCUAUAGAGACGCUUACAGAUAUUGUGGAUCAUUUUUUAAGAAGAAUGACGCUUUUAAUGAAGGUGGCAUACGAACAAAGAGAUCACGGUUUUCCUGAUAUAGCAGAAAGAGUUUUGUUGGAAACAGGUGUUGGUGGUGUAGCUGCUCUUCACGAUUACUAUCAAGAAUAUGUUCUGAAGUUUGAAGAAAACAUGAGAAAGAAGGUUGAAGCAAUGAUGGAAAAACAGAGAAUGGUCUUGGACGAAGCAGCCAAUAAAUUGCAAUUUGAGGAACUCGAUGAAUUUGGUAAUGUCUAUCGGGAGGUACCGACUCUUCAAUUACUAGAUCCUGAAAUGGGCUUUCCCCCUAGUCUUGAUGCUGGGUUUCAAAUGUUAUAUAGUCUUGAACAGGAUGAAUUGAACAGCUUGGAGGUUGAAGAAGAAGAAGUAAAUGUUAGCGAUUCUCCGAGUACUGGACAACGAUCUGAUACAUCGACGGAUAAAAAAAAAUGUUGAUAUAAUCGAUAAUCGUACAAGUUUAGUUUGU